AAGGCAGAGAUUGGAGGCUCAGGCAGUGACGUAACUUGCUGCUUUAGGUGGCCUUCCGCUCUGGCGGCUGUCGCGACGGGGGUUCAGGGACCAUUUAUUGGGGCUCCCCGCUCCCUCUGCUCUUGGAGGUGCCAUGAGAUCGGUUAGCUACGUGCAGCGCGUGGCGCUGGAGUUCAGCGGGAGCCUCUUCCCGCACGCUAUCUGCCUUGGAGACGUUGAUAACGAUACGUUAAAUGAACUGGUGGUGGGAGACACCAGCGGGAAGGUGUCUGUGUAUAAAAAUGAUGACAGUCGGCCAUGGCUCACCUGUUCCUGCCAGGGAAUGCUGACUUGCGUUGGGGUUGGAGAUGUAUGUAAUAAAGGAAAGAACCUGUUGGUGGCCGUGAGUGCUGAAGGCUGGUUUCAUUUGUUUGACCUGACACCUGCCAAGGUGUUGGAUGCUUCUGGGCACCACGAGACACUAAUGGGAGAGGAGCAGCGUCCAGUCUUCAAGCAGCACAUCCCCGCCAACACCAAGGUCAUGCUGAUCAGUGACAUCGAUGGAGAUGGGUGUUGUGAGCUGGUGGUGGGUUACACAGACCGUGUGGUGCGAGCUUUCCGCUGGGAGGAGCUAGGUGAGGGUCCCGAACAUCUGACAGGGCAGCUGGUGUCCCUCAAGAAAUGGAUGCUGGAGGGCCAGGUGGACAGCCUCUCAGUGACUCUGGGACCACUGGGUGUUCCUGAACUCAUGGUGUCUCAGCCAGGCUGUGCUUAUGCAAUUCUACUGUGUACCUGGAAAAAGGACACUGGGUCCCCUCCUGCCUCCGAAGGGCCCACGGAUGGCAGUAGGGAGACCCCAGCUGCCCGAGAUGUGGUGCUGCACCAGACGUCUGGCCGUAUCCACAACAAGAACGUCUCCACUCACCUAAUUGGCAACAUCAAACAAGGCCACGGCACUGAGAGUAGUGGCUCUGGCCUCUUUGCCCUGUGCACCCUGGAUGGGACACUGAAGCUCAUGGAAGAAAUGGAAGAAGCAGACAAGCUGCUGUGGUCAGUGCAGGUGGAUCACCAGCUCUUUGCCCUGGAGAAACUGGAUGUCACCGGCAAUGGGCAUGAGGAGGUAGUUGCAUGCGCCUGGGAUGGACAGACAUACAUCAUUGACCACAACCGCACCGUUGUCCGCUUCCAAGUGGAUGAAAACAUCCGUGCCUUCUGUGCAGGCCUGUAUGCCUGCAAAGAGGGCCGUAACAGCCCCUGCCUCGUAUAUGUCACUUUCAACCAGAAGAUCUAUGUGUACUGGGAGGUGCAGCUGGAGCGGAUGGAGUCUACCAAUCUGCUGAAACUGCUGGAAACCAAGCCUGAGUACCACAGCCUGCUGCAGGAGCUGGGUGUGGAUCCUGACGACCUCCCUGUGACUCGUGCCCUGCUUCACCAAACACUCUACCAUCCAGACCAGCCACCACACUGUGCUCCCUCAAGCCUCCAGGAUCCCACCUAGCCGUUCUUGCCUCAGAGCUGGUGAAGGAUUCUUCCGAACCCCCACCCUACCCCCUAAAGGUAUCUGUGAUAUUGGCAGGAUAGGGAAUAUGCAUUACAGAAAUGCAGGAUUUGACUCUGGACAUGAAAGAUGGCAGCAGCGCUAGGGUGACCAUGAACUAUAGACCUCGCAGUCUUUUUGGUGAAAGAAGAGACAAGUUGACCCUCUGCCCAUUUCCUUAUGGACCUCACCCAUCACGCCAGCAGGGUCAUAGGACCCUGGCCUUGUUCCAGAUCAUCUGGGACAUGUCCCACUUCCCACUUUGACUGUUGAAAACAGAGACUUGUUUGCAUGGCCCCAACACUCAUAAGGAAACCAGGCUUUAGGCCCAGGGGAGCAAUGGAGGUAAGGGCUCCACCCCAUCUUAAGCUCUGUCUUCCAUGGCACAAUUCCAAGUUCUUGACAUUAGUAAUUGUUAAAGGAAUGGCAAACUGUUUUGUUUUGAGGGAUCUUUCUACAGUCUGGUCUCACCCUUGUUCCUAGCAACCCUGAGAUGAAUUUCCUCCAUUUACCAAAGCAGCUGGGUCAGUGCUUUCUCAUGUUGCCAUAUUCUUCAGGUAUUAGUGAGCUUCAGAAGCCCUGCUCCCAUUUUUCCACCCACUCAUUCCCCCGUAAAAGAGCUUAUCGUCUCUAAGACAAUAGACAUUUAAAAUGUGAUGCAGGUUUAUGAUCCAGACCACAAUCAGAAUUAUAUCUCGGGUCAUUUAUGUGCUGUCUGUUCUUGAUUCUCUGUGCUCUAAGUCGGUGUUUUUCAAACUGUGGUUGCAGUCCUUUGGUGGAUUAUGGCCAGCAUUUUUAGAAUAGGUAGAAUAGAAUAAAGUAAAAUAGGAAACAGCAGA
This is a messenger RNA of Chlorocebus sabaeus (green monkey), 2355 nucleotides long. RefSeq names its product integrin alpha FG-GAP repeat containing 2 (gene ITFG2). NCBI's taxonomy places the organism in Eukaryota, Metazoa, Chordata, Mammalia, Primates, Cercopithecidae. The record is from RefSeq and is a predicted model, not a curated record. Gene Ontology annotation, biological process: regulation of TOR signaling. Gene Ontology annotation, cellular component: KICSTOR complex. Gene Ontology annotation, molecular function: protein binding.